CAGCAGCCCUCGCGUUCGCUAGGAUGAGCGAUUCAGCAUAUACAGUACAAACCACAUCCCGUCUCGCCCAAUGGAGGAUCGAAAAUCUAGCUUCCUGCACAUACAGAAAAUCAGAUCCUUUCAAAAUCGGCAACUGGAAUUGGCAUUUAUCAGUGGAAAAAAACAGACUUUUAUAUGUUAAAUUAUACCCAGAGAUAUCAAGCAUAACAAGAGAUAAUCCUCCGAUUGUAUCUUUCACCAUCCGAGUGGUCUGCUCUGCAGGAGAUAGGAAGGCCUUGACUCAUCCAGAAAUAAUAGACAAACAGCUUAAAAACAACGACGACUUUAUUUGGCCAAUUGAGGUUCCAUUAACAGGAAAGUUCAUCAUCGACGUCGAGUUCCUUGACUUGAAGAUUGCAUCACCCGAGGGUGGGGAACCUUCCUCCAUCUGGGCUAAUGGAUCGACUCAAAAACGAUCGAAUUCAAGAGCUCUUAUUGCAUUGGGUCGAAUGUUGAAGGAAAGCGUCCACACAGAUAUCAUGAUUAAUGCUUCUGAUGGGAGCGUCGGAGCCCAUCGUGCUAUUCUUGCUUCAAGAUCACCUGUUUUUCACAGCAUGUUUUCACAUGACCUGAGAGAAAAGGAGUUAUCUACCAUAAACAUCUCUGAUAUGUCUUUCGAAGCUUGCCAGGCUUUUCUUAAUUAUAUGUAUGGGAAUAUCCAACAUGAAGAGUUUCUCGCCCAUAGACUGGCACUUCUUAGUGCAGCUGAUAAAUAUGACAUAGCUGACCUAAAAGAGGCCUGCCAUGAUAGUCUUAUAGAGGAUAUCGAUGCCAAAAAUGUUCUUGAAAGACUCCAAAACGCAUCUCUGUAUCAAUUGCCAAAACUGAAGACCAGGUGCAUGCAGUAUCUUGUGAAGUUCGGUAAGAUACUCGACAUCCGAGAUGAAUUCGAUGUCUUUCUGCAGAAUGCAGACAGGGAUCUAAUAGCUGAUAUCUUCCAUGAAGUUCUUAAUGCUUGGAAAGGUUUCUAAGUUGAUGUUGGUGUGUUUACGGUGUACACAUAAGAAGAUUGUUUACAAGGAUUUUAGUGCCAGCCAGAAUUUAUUACCUUGAAGGUGAUUCUUUCUCCAAAGAAUUUGUUUGUCCUGAAAUUAGUCAAGUUUGUCAUGACAGAUGAAGGUGUUAUGAAUACAAAUACAAUUGAAUGAAAUGUAAAUAAUUUGAUGUUCUGGGUUAA
Messenger RNA from Momordica charantia (bitter melon), 1216 nucleotides. Its product is annotated as BTB/POZ domain-containing protein. NCBI's taxonomy places the organism in Eukaryota, Viridiplantae, Streptophyta, Magnoliopsida, Cucurbitales, Cucurbitaceae. The record is from RefSeq and is a predicted model, not a curated record. Gene Ontology annotation, molecular function: protein binding.